Daktulosphaira vitifoliae (grape phylloxera) is the source of this 3067-nucleotide messenger RNA. RefSeq lists its product as uncharacterized. The record is from RefSeq and is a predicted model, not a curated record. Lineage: Eukaryota; Metazoa; Arthropoda; Insecta; Hemiptera; Phylloxeridae. Gene Ontology annotation, cellular component: extracellular matrix. The transcript is spliced from 3 exons. The coding region runs from base 148 to 2232 and encodes 694 amino acids.
ACCUAGACUCGAUCUUGGUGAUUGGUGUCCGUCUAACGAACCGCUUCGAAACGUGCGCUCUGUGUUGGUUUUAUUUAAUAUAACUUUAGUUCAUACGCGAGUUUAGUGUUUUGUUUAGUUUGAAGAUCCAAAAAAGCUAUUGCCAUUAUGGAACUAAAGGUUAUAGCGAUCACGCUAUUGUUAGCUGUAAGCUGUAACGCUCAAUAUGAAAGUCAUCAACAUAGUGAAGAUUGCUCUCAUCCACCAAAAUACGGACCUCAGAAAUCUGAAUACUCCCAAAUUUCAUACUCUUCAGUCCCUAAGCCCAUUUCUUACUUCAAACCUAGCUACGAAGCUGCCAGUUACUCAGCCCCAAGUUAUUCAGCUCCAAGCUACUCUGCUCCGAGUUACGCAGUCCCUGAACCGAAUUAUGCUUCCUCAAGCACACCAAAAUAUGCUUCACCUAGCUAUGCUGUUCCUGACCCAAGUUACGCUUCUCCAAGUACACCAAAAUACUCAUCACCAAGCUACACAAGCAACUACAAACCAGCCAAGUCUGCUUAUUCCUCAUUAGCAUAUUCAGCUCCAGCUUAUUCAGCGCCAGCAUACUCUGCUCCAGCAUACAAACCAGCAGUUUACUCCACCCCUAAAUACGUAUCCAGCGCCCCUGAAUACAGCCAACACCAAUACAAAAGUGAAUACAAACCAGCUUCUGCCUAUUCUGUAACUACACCAAAAUGCGACGAUACUGCUCAACACGAGUACUCUACUCCAGCGCCAUCAUAUUCAGCAUAUUCUUCUGGUUCAUUGUACAAUAAACAAUCUUAUUCCAAACCCACUUACUCCGCACCUAGUUAUUCUUCUUCUAGUUACUCUUCAUCUAGCUACUCAGCUGCUGGUGCUCCAAGCUAUGCUGUACCAGAACCAGCAUAUGCUUCCCCAGCCCCAGUUUACUCAACUUCAAGCUAUUCCACUCCAGCUCCAAGCUACGCAGCCCCUAGCUCUUCUUACUUGUCUUCAUCAUCCAGCUAUUCUCAACCAAAAUAUUCUGCCCCAAGCUAUUCUUCUUCUAGCUACUCUUCCUCCGGUUACUCCACUCCAACUGCUAGUUACGCAGCCCCAAGCUCUUCUUACUCAUCAUCUAGUUACUCUCAACCAAAAUAUUCCGCACCCAACUAUUCUUCUUCAAGCUACUCCACUCCAGCUCCAAGUUACGCUGCACCAAGCUCCUCUUAUUCUUCAUCGUCUUUAUCCAGCUAUUCUCAACAAAAAUACUCCGCUCCAAGCUACUCUUCUUCCAGCUAUUCCGCUCCUGCUCUAAGCUAUGCUGUACCUGAACCCAUAUACGCUUCCCCAGCUCCAAGCUACUCAGCCGCUGUAUACUCAACUUCAGCACCUAGUUAUGCAGUACCUGAACCCAUAUACGCUUCUCCAGCCCCCAAAUACUCAUCAACCAGCUCCAACUCAUACUCAAGCAGCAGCUAUAAAAUCUCCAAACCCCAAUACAUUGCACCAGGUUACAAACCAGCAGAAUACUCAGCACCUUCUACAUAUGCCACAGCAUCCACCCCAUGCAAUGACGAUCAUGAAUACGCAACCAAAACACCAUCUUACUCCAAACAAUCUUAUGCCGUAGCUCCAUAUUCUCCAUCAGCUUAUACGCCAUCUAAAUCAUCUUAUUCAUCAAAAUCACAAUAUUCUUCAGCUCCAAUUGCAGUAUACUCUCCAUCUACUUCUUACGGGCAAGCAUCUGGAUAUGGUUCAGCUGCUAGCUACUCAUCUCCAUCAUACUCUUCCCAAUCGAGCUACUCUUCAGGCUCGGCAUAUGCUCCAUCAGCUCCAUCUUAUGGACUAUCAGCUUCAUCAUAUGCUCCAUCGGCAUCAGGAUAUGCUCCUUCUGCUCAAGCAUACUCUCAAUCUUCUUACCAACCCAAGGAAUAUGCACCAGCUAAGACCUACUCAAGCUAUGUAACACCGCCUAAAUCCGGACCAACCAAGAACGUUGUCAACAGUCAUUUGGAAAAUUAUGACGAAAACCCCAGGUACGCCUACGAAUAUGCCGUAGACGAUUCGUACACUGGUGACAAGAAGAGCCAAAAAGAAGAACGUGACGGUGAAGUCGUGAAAGGCGAAUACAGUCUGGUCGAACCUGAUGGUUCCAUCAGAACUGUCACAUAUUACGCCGACUGGGACAACGGUUUCUUUGCCGAUGUCAAAAAAACUCCAGCAUCAGGAGCACCAGCUAAAUACUAAUUUCAAAAAUGAGAUACGAUAAAAUAAUAUUUUUGUAAAGUUUUUAUUUUAUUUUACAUUUUAUAUUAUAUAUAAACAUCAAAACUAAGAUGUUUAAAAAGAACUUCACUUACCAUUACCAACAUCAUCGUCAACACACUAUUUAUAAUAAUAUUAUAUUACCAUAAAAUCAUUAUAAUUACAUUUCUUGUAUAAUCUAUCGAUCUUUCUACAAUACUCGUGUAUAUACUUCACAUUUAAGUAAUAUAAUUAAUUAGUUUUUUUUAUGUCAAUAUUCUUUCUAAAUAUUAAUUCGAUAUCGUUAUGUAUAAUAGUGUCAUACAAACAUAUGUAAGCAUAUUCGCAAAAAUAAAAAUACACAUGAUCUCACAUUAAAAAUUUUACCUGUUGCAAAAAUAAUUCCCUGUACAAUUCGAAUUAUCCGUUUCAUCUUUAUGAUGGAUUACUAUAAUACGCCUAAAUAGUCGAUACUAAAAAAAAAGUAUUUUGAAACACAAUAUAAUUCGUUUUAGUGAAAAGUUUAAGUCACAUUUUCUUUAUACGGUGUCCGUCAAUUAAGCUUAUCGACUAACCAAUCAAAAUGACAUUAAAGUUAUGAAUUAUAUAAUGGAUUAUGUUAUUAUUACAUUCUCUCUAUAAUCACCGUUGUAUAUAUAAUAUUAAAUUUUACAUCAAUUGAUCAAUUGAUGUAAACAGUUUUUUGCCCUUUUUGAAUUUAUAUAUAUAUAUUUUUUUUUUUUCCAUUGUUUAUUUAUGUAUCUUAGGUUAAUCUUUAUUAAUUGUAUAUUAUUUGUACCUGUACUUAAAACAAAAAACACCGUAGUUACCAAUAAUA